UUGUGGGAGAGCGUUGGGAAGUGUAGAGCCGAGAACAGUUUUUAUAACCAGCGUGACUUUAUUUCCCAGAUUGCACCGCGCACCGUGAUGUUCCCAACAGCUGACAGUCGGUGAAGCCUCUGCCAGAGCUGUCCGUGGAAGCUCGUGAAGCCCUCUCGUCGGAAGCCCACAUAGACUGGACACACGAGCCGAAUGUUUGCGGAAUUAAGACCGCCUAACGAGAACAUAGUUUUUGGGGAACAUUUUUUUAAGUUUCCUUUCUUUUUUUUUUUGAUAUUCCAGCAUUGGCAGCCGGGGACAAUUGCUGUCAGCUAACUUCCACCAUAGGUCGCUGCGUCGCUGGACUGCCGCUUUAUGUUUUAUUCGAGCUCAGCGGUUUGACUCCAGCCCUUCCCUCUCCAGCCGUGCCCCAAUGCUGAGGAAUGGAUAGCGUGUCUGCUAACGGUGGGAAGAUGGUCGAGAGUGAUGAGCAGCAGCCGGAGAGGCACAGCGGCGGUGGCGCAGCGAUGGCCGCGCUCCAUCAGUGCGAGCUCAUCCAGAAUAUGAUUGAUAUCUCCAUCUCCAGUUUACAGGGGCUACGGACCAAAUGCGCCGCGUCCAACGACCUCACGCAGCAAGAAAUACGCACUUUAGAGGUAAAGCUGAUGAAAUACAUCUGUAAACAGCUGCAGUGUAAAAGGAAGGUCCCAGACACAGAGAGGCCUGAGGCCCUGGACAGCUACCCACGCUUACGAGACUGGCUGCGCACCGUCAACCUGCGACCAGAGCUCAUCCAGGCGGUAGAGACAAAGUUGUCCUUGGACACAUUACUGCAGAUGACUGGAGCCCAGGUGAGAGAUGCAAUGAGAAGACUGGGGUCCAGUUCAGAAGAAUGUGCUAGACUUGGUGCUGCCCUCUCCUGUCUAAAGAGUGCCACUGAAUCAGGAGGCGAAAUGAAAGAGGAUAGUGUUUCCUGGCUGCCUGAGCCCACCAGGAGGGACAGUGGCUCUCUACUAACGGCAGACCAGCUGUCUUUCCUGGGAACUCCCCUCCGCCCCCACAGUCCAUCGCCUCUAGCCCGCCCCUCCACCAUCCAGUCCACGCCAUCCACCCCCUCUGCUACCUUCCAUCAUCCCCGUUCUGGUUCUGUUUCAGCAGCACCCACACCAGAUGGGCUGGGAUCAUACGCCCAUGGCGACAGUCUCCUCACAGAUCUGUUCCCCAUGCCUCGGCCACGCACAACCCGCCUCCACGGGCACACCUCCACCCCGCCUGUAACCCCACCCUCAAAUAGGCGGCAAAAACUGAAGCCCCCUUGCACUCCUCCGCCUCCGUCCCGCAAGGUUCUGCAUCUGCUCCCCAACAUCACUCUGACACGCAGCAAAAGCCACGAGUCCCAGCUGGGCAACCGCAUCGAGGAUCCCCCCAACAACAAGUGUGGUAAAAAGAACAAAUUAUUGCUGAAUAUGCAAGUGAAUGGGAAUGGAUGUGAGGACUCGCCUUCUCGGUAUCCAGUCAAGCCCGCACGGACCCCUGGAGUGACGCCAGCUCCCAACACCGCACCUUACACCCUGCCAGGGACACCCACGCUAAUUGAGGAGCACAGCAUAAUUAAAAAUAAUGUAGCGUUGCACCGCAGCUCCCCAAAAGCAGUCAGGAGGGACAUCGGUCUAGCCGUCACGCACAGGUUUUCAACCAAGUCCUGGUUAUCCCAGACAUGUCAAGUGUGUCAGAAGAACAUGAUGUUUGGUGUUAAAUGCAAACACUGUCGAUUAAAGUGCCAUAACAAAUGCACAAAGGAGGCUCCAUCCUGCAGAAUCUCUUUUCUACCAAUUGCCAAAAUUAGGAGGACCGAGUCAGUUCCUUCUGAUAUAAACAACCCUGUGGACCGACCACAGGAAGCUCCUCAGUUUGGUACAUUACCAAAGGCCAUUACAAAAAAGGAUCAUCCUCCUGUCAUGAACCAGCUGGACUCGAGCAGCAACCCAUCCUCCACCACUUCAUCCACUCCUUCCUCCCCUGCUCCCUUCCAGCAGAGCAAUCCUCCGAGUGCCACGCCACCACCUAACCCUUCGCCCAAAGGACACAGAGACAACCGAUUUAACUUUCCAGCUGCGUAUUAUUUUCAGCAUAGGCAGCAGUUUAUCUUCCCCGAUGUUUGCAGUCCUACAAAUGUGUACUCUGAUGUCCUCCAAGACACAGUCAGUGAGGUAGAACAGUCAGCAGAUGACACACACAAUGAGCUGGUUGAGGAUGAAGAUGAAGAGGAAGGGGAUGAGAACAUUGAGGAUGAAGAUCCUGAAGCGGAGGAGGAGAAUGAAGAGGACGACAGAGGUGACCACGGAGGGGAAUACGAGGAGGACAGGGAGGAAAUGAUGGGGAACAUCGGCUCAGACGGUGAGUGCGACGAGCUGGAUGAUCUGCCAUGCUCUCGUGGAAACCAAUGGAAGGGCCCCAUAUCCCGCAAGCCCAGCCAGACGAGCGUGUACCUGCAGGAGUGGGACAUUCCUUUUGAGCAGCUGGAUCUCGGAGAACUCAUCGGAAAGGGUCGCUGGGGUCGAGUGCACAAGGGUCGGUGGCACGGCGAGGUCGCUAUCAGACUUCUUGAGAUUGAUGGAAACAAUCAGGAUCAUCUGAAACUCUUUAAGAAGGAGGUGAUGAACUACAGACAGACCAGACACGAGAAUGUAGUCCUCUUCAUGGGGGCUUGCAUGGCUCCACCCCACUUAGCCAUCAUCACCAGUUUUUGUAAAGGAAGGACGCUGUACUCAGUUGUUCGGGACACCAAAAAUAAUUUGGAUAUCAAUAAAACGAGGCAAAUCGCUCAGGAGAUUGUAAAGGGAAUGGGCUAUCUUCACGCCAAAGGCAUCGUUCACAAAGACCUGAAGUCCAAGAAUGUUUUCCACGACACCAACAAAGUCGUGAUCACGGAUUUUGGCUUGUUUGGGAUUUCUGGAGUCGUUCAGGAGGGGAGGCGUGAGAAUAAACUCAGACUUCCGCACGGUUGGAUUUGUUACCUCGCGCCGGAGAUUGUGCGUAAAAUGUGUCCAGGCAACAAUGAGGAUCGCCUUCCCUUUUCAACAGCAGCGGACGUGUAUGCCUUUGGAACAAUUUGGUAUGAGCUUCAAGCUAGAGACUGGCCAAUCACUAACCAGCCUGUUGAAGCCACCAUCUGGCAGGUGGGGAGUGGCGAGGGCAUAAAGAAGGUUUUGGGGGCGAUCAGCCUGGGCAAGGAGGUCACAGAGAUCCUCUCUGCCUGCUGGGCGUUUGACCCGAGAGACAGGCCGACCUUCACUCAGCUGACUGACAUGCUGGAGAAGCUGCCCAAACUCAACCGCAGGCUGUCGCACCCAGGACACUUCUGGAAGUCUGCAGAGUUGUAGCAGCCACUCUGAAACAUAAGCAAUGCAAAACAAAGCCUGGUUCUGCCUUGCAUGCUCCUGGAUCCCUAACUGUGACAGGGUUGAUCAAAGCAUUGCCUCUGCCUGAAACGGGCACCACUUCCACUAAUCCCCAGUCCAAUCUUCCGUGUCUAACCGUUGGCAUAUUUUUUGUUUGGAAGAGCGGAUCGAGGGACUGAAAUAAAUGAAAGAUACAGAGCCCUUUUUUGCUUUUCCCUUUUGACACAUCUUUAAAAUCUCUUUGCCUUCUUCUUCUUUUUUUUUUUUGCUUGAUUCUAAAACAUCUGCUGGGCUUGUGAGUAACUGGCUUGUGGCGUCUGUGAGACUGACUGACUGACUGACUGUGCCUGCUGAUGGCUGCUCACCUUCUCUGUGCUGCUAUGAUGUGGCUGUUCUUGCUGGGAUCCUGACAAUGGCACUUUUUCCUCCUCCUCCUCUCUGAAAACACACGAAGCAAAAGGCGCUGCUGGACAUAAAACGGACCCAAUCACUGAACGGACAACUUCAUAUAUCUCUGUUUUUUUCCCCCCCUGAGGGCUCGACACAUGUCGGACAGGCUGCAUGAGUGAUGCUCUCAAACCAGCUGCCUUCCGCCUCUACUCCCUCGCUGUUCUUUAUGGCUAGUGUGACGGCAUGUUGUUCACUUACCCCAUGCCCAGACAAUAUGCACUUUUGUCAAAAAGGAGAAAAAACAACUUCUUUUUGGGCUAUAUUUUAGUUUAGUUUUUUGUUUUUUUUUUCUUUUGCAUGGUGAUUUUCACUGUGUUUUUACAGUUUCUUUCCGGUGAGUCUCGAGGACUGACCAGUGUGAUGUGCUCACUUGUACGUCGUCUUUUUUUUUUUAAAGUACAAUCUGCUAAAUCUCUGUUCAUGGGACGCAUUUGAAAACAAAAACAGGUCGGUGAGAGGUGUGUGUGUGUGUGUGUGUGUGUUUCUGUGUGUGCUUUACACAGUAAAAUGCAAGCGGGUCAAAACUACACAGGCAUAAAAUGUGAUAUCUAUUUGGUUGAAGUGCAUCAAUCAGGAAUCUGAAGCGAACGUGUCCAAAAUCCUCCCAUAAACAUUACCUCCUUGGUGCGCUUGUGUACACUGUUCUGUGACUCCUGGCUUCAGUUGGGUUGUUGGUAUUUAUGUGUUUGUUUUUCGUUUUUUAUCUUGUUGGUGCACGUGCAACUGGGUGAGCGUUCAUCUGUUUGCUUUUUGGAGGGUUUUGUUAAAGAUUGCAGUACCUGUGUUCCAAAUCCAGUAGUAUGUAAUGUAUAUAAAUUAAUAUAACACAAAUUAACACAGUUCUUCUAAAAUUUGUAAAAAAAAAAAAAAAGAAUAGAUAAUUAAAUAAAUAAAAAAAAACUUUUAUAUGUAAGAUACUUCAACGUUUUUUUGAUUAGGUACUGCUCUGGCUAUUACAGAUGUGUAAAUAUAUAUUUAUAUUUUUUCAUGUAUAGAACACUGUAAAAUGACUGUACAUGUUUUUUUAAGGAUGGGCCAAUUCAUGUUUUUUAUGUUAUUGUAAAGAUCCAUAUUUUUGUAUUGCAUGUGACUACCAUUUCUGUACACAGUUUCUGUUUCCAUCCAUGGAAGACAAUAAAAUGGGCUUGUCAUGUAGUAAGUUAA
This is a messenger RNA of Xiphophorus hellerii (green swordtail), 4994 nucleotides long. RefSeq names its product kinase suppressor of ras 1a (gene ksr1a). Lineage: Eukaryota; Metazoa; Chordata; Actinopteri; Cyprinodontiformes; Poeciliidae. Gene Ontology annotation, biological process: Ras protein signal transduction; protein phosphorylation. The record is from RefSeq and is a predicted model, not a curated record. The transcript has 21 exons. Gene Ontology annotation, cellular component: cytoplasm. Bases 423 to 3362 code for a protein of 979 amino acids. Gene Ontology annotation, molecular function: protein kinase activity; ATP binding.